This is a messenger RNA of Rhododendron vialii, 1429 nucleotides long. Its product is annotated as F-box protein 7. Gene Ontology annotation, molecular function: protein binding. Gene Ontology annotation, biological process: SCF-dependent proteasomal ubiquitin-dependent protein catabolic process. The transcript has 11 exons. The record is from RefSeq and is a predicted model, not a curated record. NCBI's taxonomy places the organism in Eukaryota, Viridiplantae, Streptophyta, Magnoliopsida, Ericales, Ericaceae. Gene Ontology annotation, cellular component: SCF ubiquitin ligase complex. The coding region runs from base 187 to 1170 and encodes 327 amino acids.
ACUCAUAAUCGUGGGGUACGUUCCAGCGUCGGUCUUCUCCCUUAGAGAAGGGCUCGUUUCUUACUCCUCAACCUCUCGAUUCUUCCCCUCAUUUUCCCAGCAAAAACCCAGCUCCGCGCUUCUCCAAAAAGGAAGAACCCCCAUCACCGAUCAUCGGAUGUCCCCGAAGGGACAUCACCGAUCGUCAUGAGUUCAGAUUUUUCUUUGAAAAUUCCAGCGGAGCUUGAAGCAGCUUCGCAGCUGAGAACGGCUCAGUUCUUUGUCACAAAAAGACCUUGGCUUGAUCUUUAUGGAGUUCAUAUAAGACCAGUCGCUCCUUUUGGCAGUGCAAGUAGUAAACCAUUUAUUGAUCCAGCACUUCUUCACCGGUGCUUGCCAGAUGAGCUACUCUUCGAGAUCUUUGCAAGAAUGACUCCGUAUAACUUAGGAAGGGCAGCUUGUGUUUGUCGAAAAUGGAGAUAUACAGUUCGUAACCCUGUAUUUUGGCGCAAUGCAUGCUUAAAAGCUUGGCAGAUCUUUGGAGUGGUGGAAAAUUACAAGAUUUUGCAGUCAAAAUAUGACGGUUCAUGGAGGAAAAUGUGGCUUUCAAGACCGAGGAUCCGUACUGAUGGUCUUUAUGUCAGUAGAAACACCUACAUUCGUGCUGGAAUUGCAGAAUGGAAAAUUAGCAAUCCAGUUCAUGUGGUGUGCUACUUCCGAUAUUUGAGAUUUUAUCCUUCUGGGAGGUUUCUUUAUAAGAAUUCAUCACAAAAAGUAAAGGACGUGGCAAAAUUCAUGAACUUCCGUGCGUCUAAAGCAGAAAGUGUUCAUAGUGGCCAUUAUACGUUGUCCGAUGACAAGGUUGAAGCUGCCUUCUUGUACCCAGGCUUGCGACCUACUGUUUGGAGAAUCCGCUUAAGGUUGAGGGGAACAAUGGCCGGUGCUAACAAUCGAAUGGACUUGCUUUCACUUGUUACAAGUGGUGUGAAUGAUGGUGAGGUUUCCAGCCCCGAUGAAGACAUUCUCGGAGUUGUGGAAGGGUGGCAAGAGGACGAAACACACAACCCAGAUGUGCCAGCUGUUACUCACAAAAGGGGUCUCACACCUUUCGUCUUCAUUCCAUUUGAAGAGGCGGAAAUGUCAGUUUUGAACCUGCCAGUGGAAAGGAUGGAUUAUUUUGUACCUGGCUGAUAACUGUAACGAACUGAAUGUCCUCCAUCUGUAAAUACCCGUAUGAAAUUCGGUCAUUGCAAUUUGGUGUUCUAUGUUGUUUACAUAUUAUAUAUUGUUCAUUUCUAAUGCACUUAUGCCGGGAAACACAAAAGUUGUGUUUUUGCAUUGCUUUGUCUUGUAUUCCGCCUUGUAAAUUAGAUAAUGUACCAGAACUCUGUUGUGAUUUGUAAUGUAUAAACUGCUCAUGUUGGAAUAAAUAAAUUGUUUGUUUGGAAAA